AUGUCUCUGAAAUCGGCGUCCAGCGCCCUGGAGGGCGCCACUGAAAAUACAACGACUGUAGCCGGCUCCUCCCUCGCCGGUGCCGUGCCAGCUGCGCAACGACAGGCGAAACAGCUUGGCACGACCGCUACCGAGCCCAUGAGCCUGACAACACCUGGCGAGUUUCCAGGAGAAAAGACGCAAGACAAUGCGGCCGCACAAGACACAUCGUCAGGUCCGUGGUAUGCACCGAUGAGCGCGUGGUUCCGAGAUGUCAUCCCAUACACAUUGGAUUGGUUUGAAGGCACGGUGAAAUGGCUGCUCGCUUGGAUAUUUCCUCCGCCUCGCCAAGCAGCGCUCUUCGAAGCAGCACUACGAAGGCCCUACGCGACAUCAUUCCUGGUCUGUCAGCUCAUCUGCUGUGGAGUGCCGUUUCUUGUCUUUUUAGCUGGUACCUUUGUGUUUGCCGCGGUAGCCACACUGUUGUGGGCUCUACUAUCAUUUGUCAUCUUGGGACCAAUCUUCCUGGUCGCUAGCAUGAUGGGGGUAUGCCUCUGGAGUUGGGGCUUGGUUUUGUAUGCCGUCAUGAAAUGGGCUGACAGAACGUUCCUGGGCGGAGUGAUUAGCAAGUUCUGGCUUUCACAAGUGCCACCGAAGGACCAGCCCCAGGAUUCUCAAGAGAACCGCGAGCAAAAGGGCACACGGGAAAGCGGAGAAGGAGCAAAUUGA
This is a messenger RNA of Aspergillus bombycis, 708 nucleotides long. RefSeq names its product seipin co-factor family protein. Lineage: Eukaryota; Fungi; Ascomycota; Eurotiomycetes; Eurotiales; Aspergillaceae. The coding region runs from base 1 to 708 and encodes 235 amino acids. The transcript has a single exon. The record is from RefSeq and is a predicted model, not a curated record.